Molecule: messenger RNA, 1398 nt
Organism: Hemicordylus capensis (graceful crag lizard)
Lineage: Eukaryota; Metazoa; Chordata; Lepidosauria; Squamata; Cordylidae
Product: prostate and testis expressed protein 3-like
Exons: 3
Coding region: 328-609 (93 amino acids)
Source: RefSeq, a predicted model, not a curated record
GGUCUAAGUUCAAGCUGAACCAGCCCCAGUUCUAACAGAACCAGUUCGGUGGUUCAAGGGGACAUGGCUGUAAAGGGGACAUGGCUGUUCGAGGGGACAUGGCUGGAAAUCCUCACUGGAUUCCAUUUAUAAGCAAAAGGAGGAACCCAGCUUGACUCAAACUGACUCACGGUCUAUUUCGACUUCAGCUCAAACUCAAAAUGAACCUCCAGAAUUGGUUCUGUGCAGACCCCCUACUCUAAAUGGCUUGGGACCAAAGACCCUACAGGACAACCUUAUGCUAUAUGAAUCUGCUCACCAGCUGAAGUUGUCUUAAGAGGCUCUGUUAUGGAUUUCUUCCCUCGCCUAGCCUAUGGCCUGAAGUGCCAAUAUUGCAAAGAGGAGAAAGCCGAAGGUUGUAAAUAUCCUGUGAAUGUUUGUUACCCCAAAUAUAAUGGCGUGUGCUUGUCAGUCUCUGUCUAUCACGGAGGCACUCUGAAAUUCAGGAUGGAAGGCUGCACAAAUAUUCCAGCAAACUGCCGCAAAAACUAUAAGAAACGUGAUGGUACCACCUGGAAGUCAAGAUGCUGCUCCACUGAUUUGUGCAACCACAGGAAAAACGAUAUUUAGUCAUGCUAAAGGGAAACUCAAAAAGAAUAAAUAUGUCCAUCACUUUUGAGACAGGCCUUCUCGAUUGCUGCCCCAAGACUGUGGAAUGCACUCCCUGCUGAGAUGAGAUCCUCCUCAUCUCUAUUUUUAAAAAACAUCUGAAGACCCAUCUCUUCACCCAAGCUUUUUCAGCUUUUUAAAUUUGUAGGUUUUAAUUUUAAGGUGAUUUUAAAUUGUUAAACUGUUUUAACCUUUUAUAUUUGUUUUAAUUGUUUUUAUGUCAUUGUUAACCGCCCAGAGAUGAAAGUUUGGACGGUAUAUAAGUUAGAUAGAUAGAUAGAUAGAUAGAUAGAUAGAUAGAUAGAUAGAUAGAUAAAAGUUUGGUUCAGGCUCCUAAACAGAAUGUAAGGCCAGUAGGCCAGAAUGAAAUUGUUCAAGUCAAGGAUGUGAGGCCCAUCAGCCAAGAGGUAAAAAUACCAGAGCCUGACAGGAGACAAUGUAUGAGACCAGGGUCAUGAGACAAAUCCUUCACUCAGCAGAAAGAAAAAUAGCUGUCAACAGGAGAUGCUGAUAAGGAGUAGGGUCAGCAGACAGGUCAGACAGGAACUCAUGUCUAAGGCUCUAAUUGGCACAACAGGAAAGCAUUUGUUUAACCACAAAUGACAUAUAUCGAUAGAUAUACCCAUUUGCUUGCUUAUUUUUAAAUUGAAUAAACUGGCAACUGUAUACCUUGGGUGCGCAGUGCUUGUCAGACUUCUGACUUGUACACUGCCUUCAUGAUCAUGAAUAAAAGCUAAUUUGAGCACAUAG